GAAGAGCCUUCGAUUGGUGGAAUCGUCAAAUCUGCCUUCCUUGGCGGUUCGAGUACCUAUUAUCCUACCCUUCAAAAAGGCUAUCCACUUGUAAUUAAAAAAAAGAAAGGACUAUCCACUAUUACAAUCCUAGAGACAAGGUCUUCUACGGCUGGGUACCUAUUAGUCAACUCUCUCAUUGGGAAUGGUCUUCUACGGUUGUCGUUUCUUGUGAUCUAUUUCAUCCGCCCCUCAGCAUGCAUUAUUUCGUACCUUCAGUUCCAUGAACUAAUAAUCCCGCCAUUCUCUGCUUUAAUUUCUUGCUCAUCAAUGGAGUUCCAUGGGUUUCUUCUCCUCAUAUUCUUCUCCUUGUUGCAUCCCCAGCUGAUACUAUCGAUGCAGCAUGAUAACUCCACCGAUCUCACGGCACUGCUGGCCUUCAAGGCGGCCAUUCAGGACCCCACUGGGACUCUGGCAGCUAGUUGGACUCCCAACAUCUCCUUCUGCGCUUGGACUGGCAUCUCUUGCAGCCACCGGAGGCGAAGAGUUACCGCCCUCAGACUUAUAAAUUUGUCUCUCCAAGGCAACAUCCCGCCACACCUUGGCAACCUCUCCUUUCUGUCUCGCGUAGAGCUCUACAACAACUCUCUCUGGGGCCCUAUUCCUGAUGCCCUCGGGCGUCUACCCCGUCUUAGAAGGCUCGCGCUGCAUCUGAACCAGCUCUCCGGGCCGAUACCACUCACCAUUUUCAACAUGUCUUUUCUCUCCAUCCUCUCCCUCUCCAACAACAAUUUAUCGGGCUAUCUCCCAAAAAAUCAUAGCUUUUUUCUCCCUCAACUCGGAUACUUCCACGUCGAAUCCAAUCAGCUUAGCGGCACGAUCCCAUCAAGCCUCUCUCAGUGCCCUGACCUGUAUGUCCUGUCCUUGUCUACCAAUUAUUUCACCGGAAUCAUACCGGUUGAGCUCGCAAACUUGCAGCAGCUAAUCAUCUUAUAUCUCGAUCACAACAACCUCAGCGGGACAAUCCCAGACUCCCUGGGUAACCUCACAAAUCUCAAGCAACUUGACCUCAGUUUCAACUUCCUGAGUGGGGAAAUUCCCUCUGGACUGGGCAAUUUGCAAAGCCUCCUGUGGAUGAGCCUGGCAAAUAAUAGUCUAACUGGCCCAAUACCGGCUUCACUGUCCAACACUUCCAUGAUCCAGUUUAUCGAGCUCACCCUCAACAGCCUCACAGGUCCUGUGCCCAUCGAAUUCGGAAGAAACAUGCCACUUCUCUCAUCAUUAUAUCUGGGAUGGAACUAUCUAAGCGGCGGACUCGACUUCAUCACCUCUCUUUCCAACUGCAGAGAUCUAGAGAACCUACACAUUGAAAACAAUGAGCUAGAUGGUGUUCUUCCUCCAUCCGUUGCCAACCUCUCUUCUAAUCUACUCAGGUUUACUGCUGACCAGAAUCAUAUCAGAGGGCAAAUUCCCGCAGGAUUGGGAAAUUUGACCGGCCUGUUGCUCAUAUUCUUGAUGUCCAAUGAACUGACAGGAACAAUACCGACAGCAUUAACAAGGUUGGAGAGCCUUCAGGAGCUGAAUCUGACUGCAAACAGAAUCCAUGGUCCCAUCCCAAGUGAGCUCGACCGGCUCAGGAGUUUGGGCCAACUAAGUCUUGAUGGGAACCUGCUGUCUGGAUCAAUACCUGUCUCAGUGGGAAACAUCAGUGGGCUUCAGCAUCUGAGUCUUGCUGCCAAUUCAUUGUCGUCGGCCAUUCCCCGCAGUCUGUGGAGCCUAAGCAGCCUUUUGGAACUCGACUUGUCGGGAAACUCUUUUGAAGGCUCACUUCCUCCAGAUGUGGGGAAUUUGAAGAAUAUAUACAGAAUGGUUCUAUCAGCAAACCAGCUUUCAGGUAUCAUCCCAAAUGCCAUUGGACAGCUUCAGAUGCUCGAAUUUCUGGAUAUGUCUCAUAACUUGUUCCGCGGUCCUAUUCCACAAAUCUUGGGUGGACUGGUCAGCAUCAAGUAUUUGAACCUCUCGUCCAAUGAUCUCACAGGUGCCAUACCCGGGUCCCUAGCCAAGCUCAGGUACGUUACCAACCUAGACCUUUCUUUCAACAGGUUGGAAGGACAGAUACCCAAAGGAGGCAUAUUCUCAAAUCUCACCAUCCAAUCUCUAAAGGGGAAUGCAGCAUUAUGUGGAGCAUCAAAGCUAGGAUUUCCACCUUGCUCUGCAAAUGCUACGGUUUCCAAUCCAAGGAGGAGUCAGCGUGUACUCAAAGUUGCUCUUUCUGUAACUGCUUCUGUGCUAGUCCUUGUUGCUUGCUUCAGUGUUCUCUUAGUGUUCGUAGCUCGUCGAAGGAGGAAAAAGACCAAAACCUCCACCGAUCCGCCACGUCUAAAUGACCACAGACUGAUUUCAUACCAUGAGCUAAUCCGUGCAACUGACGACUUCAGCGAGGCCAACUUAUUAGGAAGAGGGGGCUUUGGCUCAAUAUUCAGGGGGCGUCUGGAUGAUGGAUUAGAUGUUGCAGUGAAGGUAUUGAAUCUGGAAAUGGAAAAGGCUUCGAGGAGCUUUGAUGCAGAGUGUCAUGCACUGCGCACGGUUCGGCACAGGAACCUCAUCAAGAUCAUCAGCACCUGCUCCAACUUGGAUUUCAAGGCAUUGGUGCUUCAAUACAUGCCCAAUGGCAGCCUCGACCGAUGGCUGUAUUCCCACAAUUACUGCUUGAGCCUACUGCAAAGGAUAAACAUAAUGUUGGACGUAGCAUCGGCAUUGGAGUACCUUCACCACCACCAUCCUCAAGUUGUGUUGCAUUGUGAUCUAAAGCCAAGCAAUGUGCUGUUGGAUGAAGACAUGAAUGCACAUGUAGGCGACUUUGGCAUUGCCAAAUUGCUGCUAGGUGACAGCAAAUCCAUGGUGUCAGCAAGCACAUUAGGCACAAUUGGCUACAUUGCUCCAGAAUAUGGAUCGGCCGGGAGAGUGUCCAGAAGUGUCGAUGUCUAUAGCUAUGGCAUUCUGCUUCUAGAGAUCAUGACAAGGAAGAAGCCAACCGGCGCCAUGUUUGAAGGGGAAUCCAGCCUGAGGAAGUGGGUGUAUGAGGCUCAUCCCACUAGGGUGUUGGAUGUUGUUGACCACAACCUCCUUGAAGAUGAGCAUGCCGACCCAAUCACCAGGCAUCAGUGCCUCUCAGAUUCCUUGGAAUUGGGCUUGGUGUGUUCUAAGGACUCACCUAAGGAUAGGAUCCUGAUGAAAGAGGUCGUCCCCAGAUUGCAGAAGAUCAAGAAGAAUUACUUGUCAAAUCAGCCUAGAGCUUAAAGAAUUGUACCAAGCUUUUUCCUGUCAUGGCAUCUCCAGAGUGCUUGUCAUCGAAAAGCAGACGGACAUGUUUCUGAGUAGCUGCACAAGUAUGACUGGUUACUGACCAUAGAAGAUCUCUGAAAAUAUUUCACUAUCCCUCUUUCCUACUUCAAAAGCCACAGCUACCGCUUAUGUAGUCUUCGCUUCUGAUCUAAUGUGCAAAUUAUCUAAAUCCAGUUUGAUAGAACUGGACUUGAAAAAUUUCUUUUCGGCAAAUGCUAUCUAAUAAAACUAUAAAGUUGUUCAUUUAAA
Elaeis guineensis (African oil palm) is the source of this 3573-nucleotide messenger RNA. RefSeq lists its product as uncharacterized. NCBI's taxonomy places the organism in Eukaryota, Viridiplantae, Streptophyta, Magnoliopsida, Arecales, Arecaceae. Gene Ontology annotation, biological process: protein phosphorylation. Gene Ontology annotation, molecular function: protein kinase activity; protein binding; ATP binding. The record is from RefSeq and is a predicted model, not a curated record.